Molecule: messenger RNA, 858 nt
Organism: Staurois parvus
Lineage: Eukaryota; Metazoa; Chordata; Amphibia; Anura; Ranidae
Source: the annotation of a GenBank genome assembly
GAAAUCUGCAACGCUCACCUGUCUGGUCAGAACAACUGGCUGCGCACCAACUACAUCCGGCGUGGCCCGGCCCACCAUGCCUACGUGGAGAUAACGUUCACCAUGAUGGAGUGCGCCUCCAUCUCCCGGGCCGGCCGCACCUGCAAAGAGACCUUCAAUCUCUACUACUACCAGGCCAACUCUGACCUGGCCAACGAGCACUUUCCUCCUUGGAUGGAGAACCCUUGGGUGAAGGUGGACACGGUGGCAGCCGACACCUUGGGCAGGCCGAGUGGACGUGGCAGUGGAAGCUCUAUGCGGUCCAACGUCAAGACUCUGCGCCUUGGCCCCUUGAAGUCGGCUGGAUUCUAUCUGGCCUUCCAGGAUCAGGGGGCAUGUAUGGCGGUGCUGGCGGUCCGCGUCUACUACCGCCUGUGCCCCGCCGUGGUGGCUUCUCUGGCCACCUUCCCAGAGACGGUCCCAGAUGGGCUGGUGGUAUCGGCGGAGGGCAGCUGUGUGGAAGGAGCAGAGGGGUCUCUUGGGAGGCGGCCUACUAUGUACUGCAAAGAAGAUGGAGAGUGGGCCAAGCCGGCCGCGGGAGAAUGUGUCUGCACCGCCGGGAGGGAAGAAAAAGAUGGCCGCACCAAAUGUACAGUUUGUCCCCCGGGAACUUUUAAACCCACCACUGGAGAGACGUUAUGCCAGUCCUGUCCGGCGCACAGUCAGUCAACGACCUCCGGUGCCACCAUGUGCAACUGCAAACCAGGGUAUUUCCGGGCCCCUGGGGACCCCGUCAAUUCCCCCUGCACCACUCCGCCCUCGGCUCCUCGGAGUAUUGUGCCGCAUGUGAAUGGCUCUACCGUAGAUCUGGACUGGAGC